AAAUCAGUUUACUGCAAGUACUACUAAAGUGAGAACGUAAGACAUCAACUUUCAUAUUGGAUACUAAAACUUGGUUGCGCGAUUCAUUUAUUCAAAUCAGUCGAGGUAGAGUGGUACUAAGCUUCAAAAUGCAUGAAACGGUUGGAGAGUUUUACGAGGGACAGUCCGUCUUCUUGACUGGAUGCACAGGAUUUCUGGGAAAAGUUGUCUUAGAAAAAUUACUCUACAGCUGUCCUGGUUUGGAUAAAGUUUACAUUUUAAUGCGGGAAAAGAAAAGCAUGACCGCCCAAGAAAGACUAAAUGAGAUUUUGGAACAGCCACUAUUUUCGAGAUUAAAGGAGAAAAAUCCGAAAGCCAUCAAAAAAAUUGAAAUAGUUGUUGGUGAUAUUACUGAACCACGUAUGGGUUUGAAGGCUGAAGAUGAAGAAAUUUUAGUCAAUAAGGUAUCAGUAGUAUUUCAUAUCGCAGCAACCGUCAAGUUUAAUGAGCCGUUUGAAGUUUCCAUGAAUGUUAAUGCAGUUGGUACGAAGAAGAUGCUAGAUCUCAGUAAGCGCAUGAAAAAUAUUAAGGUUUUUGUUUACGUUUCAACGGCUUAUUCUAACAUUAAUGUUGCGGAGUCUGUUGAAGAAAUGCUGUACCCUCCAAAAGCAUCUCUUAAUGAACUCGAGAAGUUACUUGAAGUUGGAAUCACUGAAGAAAUAGUCGAAAAAGUUAUUGGAAAGAGACCAAAUAAAUAUUUACUAACGAAAGCGUUAGCAGAAAAUUUAAUUGCUGAUUGUCAUGGAGAAAUGCCAGCUGUGAUCAUUCGACCAUCUAUAGUAACGUCCAGUUAUGUGGAGCCGAUAGCUGGUUGGGUAGACAAUUGGUUUGGCGCAACUGGCCUCGUCAUUACUAUUAUGAAAGGCUUGACGUGUGUUCUUCACACGGAGCUUAAAAAUUUCCUAGACCUUAUACCCGUUGACUAUGUUUCAAACACGACAAUUGUUGCCGCAUCUCGGUCUUAUAGUUCAGAGGAUGUUCCGGUUUACAAUUGCAGUACCAGUGAUUGUAAUCCACUUACAAUGUUACAUUUACGUGAUCAGAUAUUCGCAAACGUAAGAAAAGACGAAUGUUAUAAUUUGUGGACACCAUACGUAUACCACACAAAGUUUAAAUGGAUCGUGAUUAUACUAACGUUCUUAUUUAGGACAGUACCAGCCUUUUUGGGCGAUUUAUAUUUAUACAUAAGAGGAAAAAGGACAAGGUAUAUGAAAAUAUUGUCCAAAGCCAUCUUAGUCCGUGAUUCUUUGGAAUACUUCACUUCAAACAGCUGGAUCAUACGUUCGUCGAAACUCAAAGUCCUGUUCAAUUCACUGUCUGCAAGCGAUAAAGCAACGUUUCCUUGCUAUCCCUCGGAUAUGGAUUGGGAUGAAUAUAUUAAAAUUUAUAUGAACGGUAUACGGGAGUUUUUAUUUAAGUAAUAUUUGUUUUAUGAACUAGGUAGGUUUAUAUGGUUGUGCUCAAGAGGGUAAAUUGUAUAAUUUUCCA
This is a messenger RNA of Melitaea cinxia (Glanville fritillary), 1527 nucleotides long. Its product is annotated as fatty acyl-CoA reductase 1-like. The transcript has 11 exons. Gene Ontology annotation, cellular component: peroxisome. The record is from RefSeq and is a predicted model, not a curated record. NCBI's taxonomy places the organism in Eukaryota, Metazoa, Arthropoda, Insecta, Lepidoptera, Nymphalidae. The coding region runs from base 129 to 1460 and encodes 443 amino acids. Gene Ontology annotation, molecular function: alcohol-forming very long-chain fatty acyl-CoA reductase (NADP+) activity. Gene Ontology annotation, biological process: long-chain fatty-acyl-CoA metabolic process.